CUUUAAUAUUUUUCAGAGCCAACUGCCUUCAUCAAAGAGCAACUUAAUAGUGAUCAUCAAAUUACAAAGUCACACGUGAUCAAUGUUACCCAGACUCCAAACACAAAUACAGUCUCAAGCUUCCCGACCGAAAAAACACCACGAUCAACACAAAAGACAGAACAAGGUAUACAGCAAGACAAAAAUACAGUCACCAGCUUCCUGACUGUUCAAGCUCCACGAUCUACGCAAGAGACAGAACAAGGAAUGCGACAUGGUGAAGACGGCAACCAUGGAGAUUUUACCAUCAUUGGAAUUGUACUGAGCGGUGUACUACUCUUGAUUUUCCUGCUUAUAGGGGCUUUACUUUUCAAAAGAUAUAGGAAAUCAAAGCAACGAAAGGGGCCAGAACGUACUGAAGAAAUUGAAAUGAAUAUAGAAUCAGAAAACCGGAAUCAGUAUAAUUAUUCUGAAGUUAAUGCACAAUCGAUGGGAAAAAAUGAAAACCAGACGGUUGACGAUGGUGUCACAAACAGACAGAACCAAAUAGAAAAUGACUACGAUGUGUCUUCAAAUGUACCUGCACGAACAGAAAGUGAACCGUUAACAUAUGACGUCCAUGUGUCGGACAAUACAUACAACGUAACAGAAACUUCCGGUAUUGAACCAAAAGAUGACGUUAACAAUACUUACGAUCAUUUUUUCGGAGAACAAACUGAAGAUCAGUAUGAUACAGCUGAUAACAAAGUAAUACAUGUUAACCAAUGUAAAACCAAUGCGGAUUUAUAUUAUUGAUAUAGUUCAAUAAUUUAAUUUUGGAUGUAACGCGUCUUCUGGUUGGCUGACGUUAUUUUGUUAUGAGCCCAUUAACAUAAUUUAGUCAUGUGACCGUGACGUCAUCAACGUUUUUUCAUGGUUUUCUACGGUUUAAAUUGGAAUUUAGAAUUAAAUUAUAAGAAAUGACUGUAAUACUUUUUCUGUCUAUUAGAAAUAAAAUAAAAAAUGUAGUGGACACGGUUGAAUAACCGUGCUACGCGAAGUUGAUUUUCGCUAUUUACAUUAAUUGAUAGCGUUUGAUUUUGUCAGUUUUAUGGACUCUCCUCUUACAGUUUGCCCUGAAAUUCGAUAUAAGUGUUAUACAUUUUUGCCACAUGCUAUAUACUUUAAGAUAAUGUAUUGGCAUAUUAUUAACACAUUAUUCAUAAUCAGAGCGGGCUACUUUUUUUGUACUCUCAAUUAUAACCCUAUAUGAAAAAGUUAAACAGUUCUUUUGUGUAAAGCUGUAUUUGUUUUUAAUUGAAUCAUCAAAAUUCUUUAGUUGGUCUGUAGGUUUCAAUAUGGAUGGCAAUAUCUUAUUAAUUAUAAUCAGAUAAUGGUUACAUUGCAAUUUUCAUUUAGAAUUAUGCUAAUAAGCGUAUUUUUCAGCCAGAGAUUACAGUUCGUUACAUAUAUUAAAAUACAAAACCAAAUAUAUCAUUAACUAAAAAAGGUCAUUUACAUGUACUCAUAUCGGAAUUUUAUCAGCUGGCAAUAAUAGAACUAAAAAAGAUAACAGUUGGGCCCAUCUUUGCUCAACAUUGUUUAAGUUCGUUUCAACCUUUGAUAUUGGUCAAUAACAUAAUGAAUGAAUAGUACAAAAAGAUUAAAAAUCAUAUUGAAUCCCUUUAUCAAAUGACCUGUGGAAAAAAGGUACUAUUUAGCACUAGUAUUGCAUCAGCUCAUAUAUCACAUCAAAGGUUGUCAAUCAACAUGAUCAAAUCAAACUAAUCUAGUUCACUGUAUCGUUAUUUUUUAUUUGUCUGGAUAGAAAGCUUGAAAAGAAGAUAGCAAUGUUAUAUUAUCAAUAUCUAUGUAGCUUUUUUGACAAAGAGAGGUCGAAAGAAACCAUAGUAGGAGAAUAAACGAAUAGUAGGAAAAUAAACGAAUAGAUGGAAAAUAAACUGCAGCACCAUCGCUAAAUAUUAAAAAGACAAACAGAAAAACAAUAGAAAACAUAGAAAACUAAAGACUAAGUAACACGAACCCUACAAAAAACUGGGGUACAAAGUUUCAAUGGAUUUUUUUAAAGGAAUUCUAGUUUUUUUUUGUUUUUUUUUUAUAAAAUCCUGUAUUGAAGCAGGUGCAGAAAAAUGAACUACUGCACAAAAAGAAAACAACAUUUUGGUACUUUCGUUUAACAAAUGGUUUAUAUGCAUUAUAUGUGCUUUAUUUCAUGAAGAAAUUAUAUGAUGAUUUUUGUUAUUUAUUUUUACUAAUAAAA
Mytilus trossulus (common blue mussel) is the source of this 2239-nucleotide messenger RNA. RefSeq lists its product as uncharacterized. The record is from RefSeq and is a predicted model, not a curated record. The transcript is spliced from 5 exons. NCBI's taxonomy places the organism in Eukaryota, Metazoa, Mollusca, Bivalvia, Mytilida, Mytilidae. The coding region runs from base 247 to 774 and encodes 175 amino acids.